AUGUCAACUCGUACGUCAACCCGAUCAACUAAAGCUGUGAAAUUUGUUGAUUCCGCUGAUGAUGAUGAGGGAGAAUUUGAGAAUUCAAGUGCAAUGAGAAUAAAAGAUGAACCUAAAAAGGUAAAAGCUCGUGGUCGUGCACGUCGUACUCGAACAAAUGACGAUGAAGAUUGGGAUGCAAGAAAUGAAGAAAGUGAUGUAGAAGAAGAAGAUGAUGAUGAUGAAGAAAGCGUUGAAGAUGAAGAUGCGACGAAAAAAUUUCAAACCAAACCUGUGAAUCGCACGAUAGACUCAGUUUAUGAUUUUGGAGAAAUGAGUAGUACAGCAAGAAAGUGGACAAAAACAGCUACACCACAACGCAAUAGUGUUGUUAGUGAUUCAGGAAAAUCAAUGGAAAAAUUAAUGUGUUCAUAUUGUAAUUAUACAACAACAAAAAAAUACCUUCUUCAAAGACAUUUAAAAUCUCAUUCAACUGAACGACCGCAUAAAUGUGCUUAUUGCGAUCGAUCAUUUAAAACAACUAUUCAAUUAACAAAUCAUGUUAAUACGCAUCUAGGUGUUAAGCCAUUUCAAUGCAAAUUUUGUUCAUUUUCAUUUACAACUAGUGGUGAACUUAUUCGACAUGUUCGAUACAAGCAUACCCUUGAAAAACCACAUCGAUGUGAAGAAUGCGGUUAUGCUACAGUUGAAUUAAGUAAAUUAAGGCGACAUAUACGUACACAUACAGGAGAAAAGCCCUAUGCAUGUCCACAUUGCUCGUAUUGUAGUCCGGAUACUUUUAAACUGAAACGACAUUUACGUGUUCAUACCGGCGAACGUCCUUAUCAAUGUACAAUUUGCAAUUUUCGCUUCACUCAAAGCAAUAGUUUAAAAGCUCAUAUGUUAACUCAUCAAGCCGAAAAACCAUCAUUUCCUUGUUCAUAUUGUCCAUCAGUUAUGGCUCGGAAAUCUGAUCUUCGUUAUCAUAUUGGUAAACAGCAUGCUCGUCAAUCUGAACCACUAUCGUGCAAUAAAUGUGAUGAAGAUUUUCCUGAUAAAUAUUCAUUACGUAUGCAUGGCAAAACUCAUAAAGGUCAAACAAUUCAUUCGUGUACGAAUUGCGAAUUUUCCGCUAAUACAAGUCAACAAUUGGAGGAUCAUAUGAAUAAACAUCGCGGCACACGGCCAUUUCAAUGUAGCGAAUGUGGUUUAAUGUUUGCAGCUCGUGCUGAUUUACGUGCACAUGUUACGCGCACACAUCGAAAUGCGUUAACACCAACAACAGCAGCAACAAUGAAUUCACCAACAACUAUGAAUCGUCGUCCACAACGGCGUGCUGCAUCGUUACAGCAUCGCUAUAUUGGUGCAUCAUCGGAUGCCGAAGAUGAUGAACAACAAGAAGAUGAUUUUCGUUGUCCGAUAUGCCAUCGACAAUUUACAUCAGCACGCUUACUUGAUCGACAUACAUAUGCCGUACAUGAACCAAAACAAGAUUCAUACGAUGGUAGAGAUUAUCAAACAAAUGAAAUGGACGAUGAAGAUGAUAUACGUGAUUAUGCCGAUGAUGAACUUGAAGAAAAAGAAAAAGUUAAUAUAAAUAGUAAAAAUGACUUUCGUUCAAAUCAAUUAAAAGUUGAAGAUGGUAUAACUGAUGAUGAACAAGCAAUGAAUGAAGAAGAACUGGAUUUAGCACCGAAUGUUGAAGAUAUUGUUGAAGGUGAUGACGAUAAUGAACCAAUACUAACAAUUAAAUCAAUAUCGUCAGCUAGUAGAAAACAAGUUGGAGUUGUAAGAAAAUUUGAUGAAGUUGAGCAUGAUGAUGAUGAUGAUGAUAAUCAAGAUGAUGUACCAAAUAAAAGAAAAUGUAAUAUUAUUCGAGCUUCAUUCAAAUCUAAUGAUGUUGAAAAACCUGACUUCGACGUAUUCGGUUUCAAUGGAUAA
This is a messenger RNA of Rotaria socialis, 1920 nucleotides long. Lineage: Eukaryota; Metazoa; Rotifera; Eurotatoria; Philodinida; Philodinidae. The record is from the annotation of a GenBank genome assembly.